GAUCCUGAUACAUUAGGAUGUAGUAUUUCAUGUUUGACUGUGGACCUAGAACAGGGUCUGGUACAUUGUUGGUGUUCAGUAAUGAACUAUGUCAUAAACAAAACCAAAAUUUAAAAAAAGGACUCUAUGAGGACUAAGAUAUAUAUCUGGAGUAUCAUACCACUUGGAGUCUGGGAAUAGGCAAGGCCCGAUGAGAAAAAGGGAAAGUUAAGGAUGCUGGAGCAGAACAAUGGAUUUCUCUUUCUCUUUCAUGCAAGGGAUCAUGGGAAACACAAUUCAGCAACCACCUCAACUUAUUGACUCCGUCAACAUCCGUCAGGAGGAUGCCUUUGAUAACAGCAGUGACAUUGUUGAAGAUGGUGGCCAUACACCAUAUGAAGCUACCUUGCAGCAAGGCUUUCAGUAUGCACCUACAACAGAAGAUCUUCCUCCACUCACAAAUGGCUAUCCACCAUCAAUCAGCAUGUAUGAAACUCAAACCAAAUACCAGUCUUAUAAUCAGUAUCCCAAUGGAUCAGCCAAUGGCUUUGGUGCAGUUAGAAACUUUAGCCCCACUGACUAUUACCAUUCAGAAAUUCCAAACACAAGACCACAUGAAAUUCUGGAAAAACCUUCUCCUCCACAGCUACCACCUCCUUCGGUACCACAAACUGUGAUUCCAAAGAAGACUGGCUCACCUGAAAUUAAACUGAAAAUAACCAAAACUAUCCAGAAUGGCAGGGAAUUGUUUGAGUCUUCCCUCUGUGGAGACCUUUUAAAUGAAGUACAGGCAAGUGAGCACACAAAGUCAAAGCAUGAAAGCAGAAAAGAAAAGAGGAAAAAAAGCAACAAACAUGACUCAUCUAGAUCUGAAGAGCGCAAGUCACACAAAAUCCCCAAAUUAGAACCAGAGGAACAAAAUAGACCAAAUGAGAGGGUUGAUCCUGUUUCUGAAAAACCCAGAGAAGAACCGGUACUAAAAGAGGAAACCUUGGUUCAGCCAAUAUUAUCUUCUGUUCCAACAACAGAGGUGUCCGCUGGCAUUAAGUUCCAGGUUGGCGAUCUUGUUUGGUCGAAGGUGGGAACCUAUCCUUGGUGGCCUUGUAUGGUUUCAAGCGAUCCCCAGCUUGAGGUUCAUACCAAAAUUAACACAAGAGGUGCCCGGGAAUAUCACGUCCAAUUUUUUAGCAACCAACCAGAGAGGGCAUGGGUACAUGAAAAACGGGUACGAGAGUAUAAAGGUCAUAAACAAUAUGAAGAAUUACUGGCAGAGGCAACCAAACAAGCCAGCAAUCACUCUGAGAAACAAAAGAUUCGGAAACCCCGACCACAGAGAGAACGUGCUCAAUGGGAUAUUGGCAUUGCCCAUGCAGAGAAAGCAUUGAAAAUGACCCGAGAGGAAAGAAUAGAACAGUAUACUUUUAUCUAUAUUGAUAAACAGCCUGAGGAGUCUUUAUCCCAAGCGAAAAAGAAUGUUGCCUCCAAAGCGGAAGUUAAAAAACCCCGGAGACCAAGAUCAGUGCUGAAUACUCAGCCAGAACAGACCAAUACAGGUGAGGUGGCCUCCUCACUAUCAAGUACUGAGAUUCGGAGACAUAGCCAGAGGCGGCACACGAGUGUGGAAGAGGAAGAACCACCUCCUGUUAAAAUAGCCUGGAAAACAGCAGCAGCCAGGAAAUCGUUACCAGCUUCUAUUACAAUGCACAAAGGGAGCUUGGAUUUGCAGAAGUGCAACAUGUCUCCAGUUGUGAAAAUUGAACAAGUAUUUGCUCUUCAGAAUGCUACAGGAGAUGGGAAAUUUAUCGAUCAGUUUGUUUAUUCAACAAAGGGAAUUGGUAACAAAACGGAAAUAAGUGUCAGGGGACAAGACAGACUUAUAAUUUCUACACCAAACCAGAGAAAUGAAAAGGCAACACAGAAUGUAUCAUCUCCUGAAGCAACAUCUGGUUCUGCAGGCUCAGAAAAGAAGCAACAGAGAAGAUCAAUUAGAACUCGUUCCGAAUCAGAGAAAUCCACUGAGGUUGUGCCAAAGAAGAAGAUCAAAAAGGAGCAGGUUGAAACAGUUCCUCAGACUACAGUGAAGACUGGAUUACAGAAAGGUGCCAGCGAGAUUUCAGAUUCCUGUAAACCUCUAAAGAAAAGGAGUCGCGCCUCAACUGAUGUAGAAAUGACUAGUUCAGCAUACAGAGACACAUCUGACUCUGAUUCUAGAGGCCUGAGUGACCUGCAGGUAGGCUUUGGAAAGCAAGUAGAUAGCCCUUCAGCUACUGCAGAUGCAGACAUUUCUGAUGUGCAGUCCGUGGACUCAAGUUUGUCAAGAAGAGGCUUUGGAACGAGUAAGAAGGACACUGUGUGUCAGAUCUGUGAAAGCUCUGGUGACUCUCUGAUUCCUUGUGAGGGAGAGUGCUACAAAUACUUUCACCUGGAGUGCCUGGGGGUGACAUCACUCCCCGAUGGGAAGUUCAUCUGCAUGGAAUGUAAAACCGGAAAGCACCCAUGUUUUUCAUGUAAGGUGUCUGGUACAGAUGUGAAGCGUUGCUCUGUCGGUGCUUGUGGGAAAUUUUAUCAUGAAGCCUGUGUCCGCAAAUUCCCCACUGCCGUCUUUGAAUCAAAAGGAUUCCGCUGUCCCCAGCACUGCUGUUCUGCCUGCUCUAUGGAGAAAGAUAUCCACAAAGCAAGUAAAGGUCGCAUGAUGAGGUGUUUGAGAUGUCCAGUAGCCUAUCACUCUGGAGAUGCUUGUGUUGCUGCUGGAAGCAUAUUCGUGUCCUCCUACAUUCUCAUCUGUAGUAAUCAUUCCAAACGGAGCAGUAAUUCAUCCUCUGCUGUAAAUGUAGGCUUUUGUUUCGUUUGUGCGAGAGGGCUGAUAGUUCAGGAUCAUUCAGACCCCAUGUUCAGUUCAUAUGCCUAUAAGUCCCACUACCUACUGAAUGAAUCAAAUCGUGCAGAGUUGAUGAAAUUACCUAUGAUUCCUUCUUCGUCAGCUUCCAAAAAGAAAUAUGAGAAAGUUAUUAAGACUGUUUAUUUGUUUCAAGGUGGAAGAUUGCUCUGCUGUGAAUCGUGCCCAGCUUCCUUCCAUCCAGAAUGCCUGAGCAUAGAAAUGCCAGAAGGCUGCUGGAAUUGUAAUGACUGUAAAGCUGGCAAGAAACUGCAUUACAAGCAGAUUGUUUGGGUCAAAUUGGGAAAUUACAGAUGGUGGCCAGCAGAGAUCUGCAAUCCCAGGUCUGUGCCACUGAACAUCCAGGGCCUUAAGCAUAACUUGGGGGACUUCCCUGUGUUCUUCUUUGGUUCUCAUGACUACUAUUGGGUGCACCAGGGCAGAGUGUUCCCUUAUGUUGAAGGAGACAAAAGCUUUGCUGAGGGACAGACUAGUAUUAACAAGACCUUCAAAAAAGCUCUGGAAGAAGCUGCAAAACGUUUCCAGGAGUUGAAAGCACAAAGAGAAAGUAAAGAAGCACUAGAGAUUGAAAAAAACUCAAGAAAACCUCCUCCUUACAAACACAUCAAAGCUAACAAAGUCAUAGGAAAGGUACAGAUCCAGGUUGCAGACCUGUCAGAGAUUCCCCGCUGUAACUGCAAGCCAGCCGAUGAGAACCCUUGCGGCUUAGAAUCCGAGUGCCUGAACAGAAUGCUGCAGUACGAGUGUCACCCGCAGGUGUGCCCAGCCGGAGAUCGUUGCCAGAACCAGUGCUUCACAAAGAGGCUCUACCCUGAUGCAGAAAUCAUCAAAACGGAGCGAAGAGGCUGGGGCCUCAGGACCAAAAGGAGCAUUAAGAAGGGUGAAUUUGUAAAUGAAUAUGUUGGCGAAUUAAUUGAUGAAGAAGAAUGCAGAUUGCGAAUCAAGCGAGCCCACGAGAACAGCGUAACCAAUUUUUAUAUGUUAACUGUCACCAAGGACCGUAUAAUUGAUGCCGGCCCAAAAGGAAAUUACUCUCGCUUUAUGAACCACAGUUGUAAUCCAAACUGUGAAACACAAAAGUGGACAGUGAAUGGAGACGUUCGAGUUGGACUUUUUGCUCUUUGUGAUAUUCCUGCAGGAAUGGAGUUAACUUUUAAUUAUAACCUGGAUUGCCUGGGCAACGGCAGGACGGAGUGCCACUGUGGGGCAGAGAACUGCAGUGGUUUUCUUGGAGUGCGGCCCAAGUCAACAUGUGUGGCAACAACUGAAGAAAGGGCAAGAAAUGCUAAGUUAAAGCAGAAGAGACGAAAAAUCAAAACAGAAUCAAAGCAGAUGCAUGAAGAUUACUGUUUUCAAUGUGGAGAUGGUGGAGAGCUGGUCAUGUGUGAUAAAAAGGACUGUCCCAAAGCAUACCACCUCCUAUGCCUUAACCUGACUCAGCCACCAUAUGGAAAAUGGGAGUGCCCGUGGCAUCAGUGUGAUGAGUGCAGCAGUGCAGCUGUUUCCUUCUGUGAGUUCUGUCCACGUUCCUUCUGUAAAGAUCAUGGGAAGGGGGCUCUGGUCCCCUCUGCACUGGAAGGCCUUCUCUGCUGCUCCGAACAUGACCCCGGGGCUCCUGUGCCACCAGAAUACUGGAGCAAGAUCAAAUGUAAAUUGGAAUCACAAGAUCAUGGAGAAGAAGCAAAAGAAUGAAUGGGUGGUGAUUUCCUUUUUUCCUUUCUCUUUGAACAAAAAGGAAAAGCAGGACGUAAAUAGAUGGUGUGUUAGUAAAGGAGAGACUGCUGCAGUGUGCACAGCCUUUGCCAUCAGUACUGCCUUAUUAAGAGACUGGGAGCCUGGUCCUGAGGCAGAAGCAGUUGGUGAUAUCUGGGUUUUGUUUGAUUUUGUUGUUUUGGUGAUUCUUGAGUGGAGGGUUCGAUUCCCUUGGCCCUUGCUUGCCUUUUAUUGUGCUUCAAGGCCUUGCAGUUGGAAAAAGAUAUGUCUUUGCUUUUAAAAUAAGAACAAAGAGAAAAGAAAGUUUUGUUAAUGACAUAAGUGUAAAGUCCUUGGAUGUAAAAAGCAAAAGUCGCCAUCAUUCCUUUAUUUAUUUUCAUUUUUUAAAAUGUUGAGAAGUGUAGUUCAGAUAGUCUAAUCAGUGUAUGUGUGAGUGUGUUAAGUAGGAAUUGGAGAAAGCCCUCUAGCAAAGGAUAUGACGAUCUUUAUAUACCUCUUUACUGGGUAGUAGGUAGGCUAACUUCUCUUUCCUUUCAAAUGUCUUUCAUAGCCUUUGAGAAGGGUUCUAUGGAAGCAUCGAAUCUGGCCUCUUGAAAACAAAAUGCUCCUGUGGAUUUUACCUCUGUGGUCUUAAACUAGGUGGGCUUUGUGAUACAAUAACUUUACCUAGAAAGUUAUAUAGUGUGAUUUUGGUUUUGGUUUUGGUUUGGAGAAAAAAAGAAAUGGAUGUACUUACUGAGUUUGAAGUGUUCUCCAUUGAUAGUGGGUAUUUUUGAUGAAGUGCAUUUAUGUAGAUAUGAAUGCAGUAUUAGAGUGGCCAUUCCUAUUUCUUUUUUAUACAUAUUUUUAUUGAUUUCAGAGAGGAAGGGAGAGGGAGAGAGAGAUAGAAACAUCAGUAAUAGGGGAGAAUCAUUGAUCAGCUGCCUCCUGCACGCCCCCUACUGGGGAUCGAGCUCAUAACCCAGGCAUGUGCCCUGGCAGGGAAUCGAACCAUGACCUCCUGGUUCAUAGGUUAACGUUCAACCACUGACCACACUGGCCAGGCUCAUUCCUAUUUCUUGACAGAUAAAGGCAGCUAGAGGGAGGAGACAAAAGGCACAGACCAAAAAAGUUGGAUGAUAUAAGCACCAUUUGCUGUCACACCCUGGUUGACUUGGAAAGAAUUAAGGGUAUUUUAUUUUGUCUCUGCUUCCCUCUCCUAAUCAAACAUUCCCUUUAUCAACUGACUCCUCAAGUUUCCUGGUGAAACUACACAGAUGAAUUUGAAUUGUUUUUGAAUAGCUCUUUUUGGUGUAGUUCCUAUUGGGGUUGGGGGAGGGGUAGGGACAGGCACAUCUCAAAGUUAUAUGUCAACAAUUUCUAUUAUCUGGUACUUAACAUUGUCCCCAUAGAAGAAGGGAGGGGAAGCCCUUCUACAGGGUGUAUAGUAGCCACACAAAUACACUUCAUCUUAGGAACCACUUAGGAAAAGCUCCCAAGGAAGCAGUGUUAGCCAAAAUGAUUGGCUGUGGUGCUUGCAUCUCAUAGAUGCAAGUGUACAAAGAUGUCUGCCCACAAAACUCACUUGUUUUUAACCCCUAGGAAUAUGUAUAUCCCAGUAUUCCUUGUAUGAAAUAAUUAGUAAUGUCAGACAUUGUUGUAACACUGUACUAAGUAGAAGUCUAGAAUUAGCUUGAAUGAAAGUUAACUUUCUCUGUGAAUUUUGACUGCUUACAUAAAUUGCUGGUACCUGAUAACAUUUAUUUUCCCUCAAGAAGUACCUAGUAAUCUUAUGAAGGUAGGGAGGGUAGAUGCUCUACCACACUCCUUCAGUUGUGUUAUAUGUGUUUCUUUUUCUUAUCAAUUUAGAGCUCUUCUCUGGAAAAAAGAAGAAAAGCUGUUUUGUGCCUCUCUUUUUUUUGUAUGUAAAUGUGCAAUUAUACUGGAUUUUGUCUUGUGGGGGGGAAAAACAAAACAAAAAACAACACUACAUUUCCUUUACUUAAGCUCCUAAACUGCCACUUGCCUGAUUCUGGCAAUUAAUUUUGAGGUAACUUAUUGGGCCUCCAAUAGUUCUGUUGAUUAGAUAUGGUCCCAAAAGAAAGAGCAAAAUGGAAAAUGCUAUACAUGUUAGCAACUGUAAUUGCUGCAAGUAACAUGGAUUACAUCUCGCCAAAACACUAACCUUUGCUCUUGAACAAUUAUAUAGCUUGAUGUCCUUUUAAAAAAUAAUUUAAGAAAAUCUAGGUUUUAUCAUACUAAAACUUUAUUUUAUAUAUAUAUAUAUGAUAAAUGUUUGCUUUUCUAAACUUACUAACAUGAAGGAUUUCCUUUCAUAUUCAAAAUGUAACUCUUGUUAAAACAAUAUCCAACAUGAAAUCUUAUCUCCUUAGUGCUAUUUGAUAUCUGAUGACUUUUAUAUGGUAAGCCAGGGUCUAGUCUAUAAACACAAAUACAUUAGGUUUAAGUAUUUUUAUGCAGUUCUUCAUUGUGUCACAUUUUGUUUGUGUAUAUAUAAUAGAGCUCUGCUGAGCCUUCUUAAUUAGGGGGGCGGGGUGACUAAUAGGUUUGUUCUGACAUUUCAGAAAUCAGGGUAGGAAACAAAAUAGCUAACCCUAGCUCUGGGUCUGUGCAUGAGUGUUCUUUCAUGGUCUAAAAAGUGGUUUUAGUCAUGCCAGUGCCAAGGAGCUCUUCUUACACCUCCGUCGUGUUACUGUUGACUAUUGAAUACAUGUGAAGUUGCAGGUUCUGGAAGCAGAAAAAGAAUAAAUUGUGCUUUAAAUGUGCAUAGUAUACAUGCACUGUGCUUGUCUGUGCUUCCCCAAUGAAAUAUUCCAAACACACACUGCUCACUCAGUCUGAGGUUGGUAUUUGUUAACUUUUAACUGUAUGUGGUCAGAGCAUACGUGGUUGGUUUUUAUUAUUGUCCAAAAUGAAAUAACUUAAAGCAGCUUGGGAUAAUGGUAUUUUUUUUAACCUCAUGUUAAUUCUUGGGAGGAAGAAGUGAAAAUAAGGUUUUUUAUAAUCAUCAUAAAGCAUCGGAAAUUGGAUCAGUAACAAACUAAAGAUGAAAUCCUGAUAAAAAUUCCAGACGCUGUGCCGUGAGAGAGGGGCUGGGCCGUGGCCGGCAUGAGGAAGCAGGAGCGGCCGUAGUGGCUGAGAAGGCUGAAGCAGCCCGAGGACACAGUCACUUCCUCAGUGUUUAAUCAGGGCUCGAGUUAGGGGCGAGGCGGGGUUUACUUUCCUGUUUGUUUUAACAAGCUCCCAUUCUAUCUUAAUUCUCAAAAAUAAUCUGGCCUAAGUUAUAGAAUAGGCUUACUUUUAGAAUCAUCGAAACUUGUAUGUUCAAGGCAGGAACAUACCUCAAAACUAAAAUAAUAAUAAUAAUAAUGGGGGCAGGUAAGACUGCUCCAGUUCCCUUCUGCCAUUCCCAAGUAUUUGUAAAUAAUGUUGUGCAAUUCUGAGGUAAUCAUGUAAAGGACUCUGAGACAGGGCAGGUUGUUGGGCAACUCUUUCCUGGUUCAUGAAGUAGGGCCUCCUUAUGGAGUCGUUUGUUGCAUGGUAUGUGUUCCAAUCAGGGUCCAACCAGAUCUGCAGUUUGGAAACGGAUACAUAGGCCAGCUGUACAGAAUGUAAUCUCUGGACUACCCAGCAUUUAUUGCUUGUCUUUUGUUUCAUUUUUAAACACAAAGCUUCCUUUAACGUUCACCCUAAAGUCAAGGUGCUGCCACAUGCUGUGUCCCAGCAGGAUAAGAAAACAGUCACGCUUGGGAAGCUAUGUGUGACGUGCUUGUCCGUGAGGUACGAUGAUCCUGGGAAGCGGCUCCAUGGGCAGUGCAGUUAGACUUGUCAUACUUCCUACAAGGCUGAUGUAUCUAGCCACCCCCAAGUUGUCCAAGUUGCUGCAGACACGAAAUGAUCAUUUGGAGUAAUGUCCUUUGACCUAGGGCCACAUAGAACCGGUCUGUGGUUAUUUGUCAACAAAGAAGAGAACUUUCUCCCAUUUUCAGAUUAGCGAGGGCAUAGAUAUAAUUAGUCAGCUUUGUCAUGUAUUGACAAAUAUUGAAAAGUUGGAAAUUUGUAUAUACUGAAGUCUACCAACUUUUACCUGGGGUGGGGCACAGGGAGAAAAGGGGGUGGGAGAGUAGGAUAAGGGAGGGGGGCGAUGAUGUUUACCACAGGUGCGAAGUAGUCACUUUAACUUUGAGACCUCUGCCUCAUGAAUUCAGGUUUUUUAAGUACUUGAAAUUCUUCAGAUUCUCCUUAUGUUAACAGUUAUUUUAAAAUUUAUGAAGUAGAAAACAUUGUUUUAUAUACUGUUUUGAAAAUAGCCUAGUCUCUUCUCCUCUUUCACUCGGAUUAAAGGUGAAGUUCUGCAAGUGGGAGAGUGUGUUCACAGUAGGUUUCUCAGAUCUAAUGUACACAUCUGAGGGAGAGACUCCUGCAUGGGACACCAGCAGCAUUUUGAUGAAUAUUUCCUAUGUAUGUUCUUUAUCCUUUUGUCAACCUAAGCACCUCUUCUUUCUUUCUCAUGUAUGCCUGCCUGGGAAGGGGGUGGGGGGAAUUUGCACUUAUGUUACACUCUUGAAAUGCUGGGUGUAACCUGUGUGUUUAAAAACCAUUUCCAUUCUUUUUUUUGUCAGUCCAUUGCUUAAGUGACCAGUUAGGUGCUGUGGCACAUACGUAUGAAGGGGGAGGAGAGAGAGAGUUACCUGUUUUUUGGUAGCCUCUGAAAGUCAUUAACAUGUAAUAAAAGGGAAAAGAUGAGUAGUUGCCAAAGUCAUUUAUUCAGUCCUUAGUUUUCUUAUGUGACGUUACUGUAUCUGCAUAUUGGUAAGAAGCACCCUCAGGUUCAGUACUCCCUUCCCUGCCCACCAGACUUCUGAUAUGCGUGAAUGCAGAUUAUCUGGAUUAGGUAUUGAUAGGUAUUCUUGUCAGUUUGGAAGUGGACUGGAUAAAAUUUGUUUAUAUCUCUCCCUUUAUUUCAUUUAUGCUGUCACAUACCCUAUGUUAAAAAAGAAAAUUAUUAUUGCCACAGACAACCAAGUUGCUAAAUGAUGAUUACAACUGGCUAAUAAUAAGAUUCUUUUUAUAUACAAGGGUGUGUGCAAAUUUGAAUUGAUAUGAGAAAUUCAUUUUUACUCACUUGUGAUAUUGCACAAACACAGAUACCUACAGAUUCUGUUUUCAUUUCCUUGUGAUCUUUAUCUAUGAUAACAACCUUUGUAGAUUGGUUAUUUCUGUACUUUAUCUGUAAUAAACUUUGUAGAUCCUGUGAAAUGUUAUUUUACCUAAAUCACUUGAGACUUGAGUCUUUAAUAACAAAGCACCAAUAUUCACUAAAGUCAAUCUCUUUUGAGUUUCUGUGACUUGGCUAGAAGCUCGACACUAAAGGAUUAGUGACCAUUUUUCCUGGGGGUGUUCCACUAGGGCAUUACUGUAUAUCGACUUGAUGUUGCCACACAGACUUCAAGAUAUAUAUUUUGGGGAUUUUGUUGAUUGGCCUAUGUUUUAUUGCAUAGUGUGGAGUGUGAAAAGCUUGGUUAACCUGUAUAUAGAUAGCUUAUUGUUGACUCGUUACCGUGUAUUUAGGAUUGCCUGUAAUAUUUAAGCUGCUUACUGCUAUCUGUGCUGGUAGGAAUAUACAAUUUUUGUAUAUUAUAUUUACUGAGAUGUUGCCUUUUUUAUUUUAUAAAUACUUUGGAAUUCAAAUGUGGCUUGUUUUGUUGGGGGUUUUUUGCUUCCAUGAGGAUUAAUUUGGAAAGGUUUUUAAUGACAUUCCACUGAUUUCAGAUUUUGCUUGAGAUUGACUUCAAUAAAUUGUCCUGUAUGUUCCAAAUUAAA
Molecule: messenger RNA, 10411 nt
Organism: Myotis myotis
Lineage: Eukaryota; Metazoa; Chordata; Mammalia; Chiroptera; Vespertilionidae
Gene: NSD3
Product: nuclear receptor binding SET domain protein 3
Exons: 25
Coding region: 230-4567 (1445 amino acids)
Biological process (GO): regulation of DNA-templated transcription
Cellular component (GO): chromatin; nucleus
Molecular function (GO): histone H3K36 methyltransferase activity
Source: RefSeq, a predicted model, not a curated record